AUGCACCUUGUUAGUUCGUUCGUCGAAAUCGAUGGUCGGACGGCCAACUUUCAAUAUGGUGCGCAAGGAAGAAGGAAGAAGAAGAAGAAAGGAGGAAGAAUAAUGAUGGAGGGUAUUUUGGCGGGUGAAGUUGCUGGUGCUAUAUGUUCUUGUCAAAACUAUGUCGUUUCUUUUGCUUGGCCUUUUAGGUCUGUAAUGUGUGUUGAUAAUCUUACAUGGUAUCGGAGCAAAGAUCGUCUGGUGCUGAACUUCUGCAACUUUCAUCUUCGUUUUCAUCUCAGUUUCUCAAACGAAUCCAGAAAAUCCAACAACCAUCAGUCUGCCCAUCUUUGCAACAGAACCUCUGUGAAAAAGGGGUAUGACAAGGGUGUUGUUGAUGAGGAUAAAAAAAAGGAGACUGAAAAGGAGAAUGUUGUGAUGAAGGACAUAGAAAAGAACAAUACAACUCUUUUCGUUAUUCAAACCACUGUGGCUGAAGUAAUUUUUCCACGUAUAUCUAAUGCUAACUAUGCAAAACAGGCUUGGGAUAUUCUUAGCACCGAGUAUCAAGGAAACUCCAAGGUACGGGUUGUCAAACUCCAUAAUCUUUGUAGAGAGUUGAUGAAUUUAUUGAUGAAGGAAGGUGAGCUUAUAAAAGACUAUUAUACUAGAGUUAUGGAUGUUGUGAAUCAUCUACGAAUUUGUGGUGAGGAAAUGCCUAACAGGAGGGUGAUAGAGAAGAUUCUUAUCGAUUUAACUCCAAAAUAUAACAACAUAGUGACCAUAGUGGAAGAAACAAAAGAUCUUGAGAAUAUGACUGUCAGUGACUUAAUUGGCUCAUUAGAGGCUCAUGAGACUUGGGUAAAGAUAGAGGGCCUCCACGUUGAUGCUAUGGAAAGUGCUUAUCAAAUGAGGAUGACUUAA
Messenger RNA from Tripterygium wilfordii, 903 nucleotides. RefSeq lists its product as uncharacterized. The transcript has 6 exons. Lineage: Eukaryota; Viridiplantae; Streptophyta; Magnoliopsida; Celastrales; Celastraceae. The record is from RefSeq and is a predicted model, not a curated record. The coding region runs from base 1 to 903 and encodes 300 amino acids.